UAAAUAGAGAUUCACAAUAACUAAAUAAAUUGCCAUGUUCACAAAAUACACAAAAUCAACGGAUUUUACCGAAAUAGUGAACACAACUGUCGAUGAAAUCAUAACAUCAAUGAUAACCAAUGAGGAAACUGAUCGACCGUUAGAUCAGGAAAUGUACGCCAAUUUCCAAUACCCUAGUUUUGGCGUAGGACACGAUAUUAGCAACACGUACGCUAUUUAUGAGUUUAUACCAAUUAGUCGUUAUUUUAUGGCCAAUCCGUUGCAAAAAUUACAACAAAUAUAUAGCAAAUGUUAUGAAUACACAAUGAAUGAGCUGAAAAAACGUGAAAAUACUUACAACGAGAGCAAUGGUCAGGACUUUUGUAAAUUAUUUAUCGGCGCUCAACACACGGCAGAGGCGGACGGAAAGCCUGAGUUGGAGUACUUGAAUGACAAUAACAUUGCGGCCGUAGUUAUGGACAUGUAUUUAGCGGGAAUUGAGACAACAAACAGCACAUUAUUAUGGCUAAUAUUAUUGAUGACAUAUUAUGGCGAUUGGCAGCAAAAAAUGAGAGAUGAGAUCAAUGAUAAACUGGGCGAUAGGGCACCGGUUGUGGACGACAAACAAUGUUUGCAUAAUGUUAUGGCAUUUCUAUACGAAACUAUGCGCUAUAGAAACACUGGACCCAUUGGAGCACCGCAUAUGACAUUAGCCGACACUACAAUAGAUGGUAAAUAUCCAAUUCCUAGUCAGACACUAGUGGUUCAGCAUUUAUGGCAGAUAUUGACGGAUGAUAAACUAUGGCCAAAUAGCAAUGAAUUUAAGCCGGAUCGUUUUCUUAAUGAGCAUGGAAGCUUUACUUCCGUAGGCUAUUCAGCUUACAUACCAUUUGGUGCGGGGAAGCGAUCGUGUCCUGGUGAAUUUAUGGCUAUAAAUAGUCUAUUUCUAAUUAUGGUAAAAAUUAUACAACAUACUAAUGAUCAUCCAAUAAAACUG
This is a messenger RNA of Medioppia subpectinata, 976 nucleotides long. NCBI's taxonomy places the organism in Eukaryota, Metazoa, Arthropoda, Arachnida, Sarcoptiformes, Oppiidae. The record is from the annotation of a GenBank genome assembly.